Messenger RNA from Nylanderia fulva, 5756 nucleotides. RefSeq lists its product as uncharacterized. The record is from RefSeq and is a predicted model, not a curated record. NCBI's taxonomy places the organism in Eukaryota, Metazoa, Arthropoda, Insecta, Hymenoptera, Formicidae. Gene Ontology annotation, biological process: anatomical structure morphogenesis.
AUAUACAUACACACACAAAUUCAAACUAUUGAUUUUAUCAUUGACUGAAAUCAGUGACGUUAACAAAUUCCCUGAUGGGAAUAAUAAGAUAUUGCAACAAUUUUUCUCUUUCUCUCUCUUUCUCAUUGAAUUUGUAUAUACUAUAUCGUGAAUGAUCUACGCGCACAAGAAGAAGAGUACACAAUUCAGUUUCGCAAUAUUAUACGCGCAUCGCGAUCUGCUCCGUUCAUCGGUAUGUUAAUUAAAUGCAGACCGCGAAACUGCGAAGCGAGAGAGAAGAGGAAAGAAGAGAGAGAGAUCGAGAUUCGCGUGCGCGCUGAUCCUGCGAGCGUGCACGAGCUUCUUUGAGCGUGUAAGCAUCACACAGGAGCGAGUAGGAGAAGAAUAAGACGAGGAAGAAAAGAAGAGCGGCAGGCGUACACAAGCGGAGGAAGCAGAAGGCGAUCAUAACGUCGGUCUCUCCCGGUUGUAUAAGACAAUGAUACAGUUACACGAUGCUCUCAGUUGUGAGCCAAUCGUAAGAGGUACGGCACAGAAAGGCUCGUACAUACACGUGAAAGUAUAAUGAACCGUGGCAGGGAUACGUGUUGAUUACGUGCCCGGCACGGCAUAAUUAAAUAGACAAACGCUCGUCGACACCUCCGAAUAACAGGGAGUCGCUCUGCAAAUCGGCGCGAAGUAUCAAUGCGAUCGAGCGAGGACGAAUGUUCGAGCAGUGAUAGAUCCAUCUUUCCGUGUUGAAACGAGAAAAGUCCUUUCUGUGCAACGAAGAUUUAUUAUGACGUGCGCGUUAAGUUUUCACGAUUUUUCGUGAAAUACAAUUUAUCACACACAGUUCGGAAGGGUUAUCAACGAUUACGUUCUUGCGAUCGCUAAUCGUGCGCGUUUAUCUUCUAUCAGGCAUUUUACUUCCAGGAAGGCAACUCUCGUGUGCAUGAAUCGUGAUCAGUGUUGUGCUUGGAGGAGUUUAAAAUUAUAUCCGAAUAAAAAAAUGAGAUGUCAGACAAUUAGAAAGUAAUAAUCAUGUAUACCAAUUAAGGGAGGAGAAUAAACCGAUAUUAUAUAAUUAGCAAUCACGAGUAAAUAAAAGUGAUCAUGUCACAGUAACACGAAGACAGUGAGAAUAAUUUUGAUCAAAACUGCAGGAAGCAGGAAAUUGUACAAUAUAGGCAUCAUGUGAAGUGAAAUGAAGUGAAUAUCCUUAGACCACGAAGAGAAUCUCUUUCAGCAGCAAUGGAACACCAUCAGCGGGGAUUUCUCGUUUUCAUCAUUUGUUUCCUGCGAUCCUCUCAAGUGUUGCACUCCAACGGUCUUACAAUUAACAAUCAGCUUGUAAUAAUUGCGAAUGAUUGCUAUACGAGAGUGGCUAUCGGAUUUAAAUUGCCGGACAUAGACAUCUUCUCCAGCGUCACGGUUGGCAGCAUUUCGGAAUGCGAAGACGAAUGUUCGAGAAGAAGGAAUUCCUGUAACGCGUUUGCUUUCGGGAUCGGUAUCAAAGGUAACGGGACAUGUGCCCUGAGUAGAAAAAUACCAAAGCCCGAAGAAUUGCAAACUCACGCCGAUUACGACGUCUACGUGAGAAGUCAACGUUCGCUACAUUGUGAACCAGAUCGACUUUACAAGAUGAGAAGUGACACCAUCAUACGAGAAAGAGGAAACGAGACAAAAUCAGCCACCAUAUUCGGAAGAGGCCCUUCGGAUCCGACAAUACCAAGUAUCCUAUCAUUUCCAAGAAUCAUGGGAAACAUGAUGCAUAUCGUCGCCAAUGAUCCUUCGCACCAGCACGUGGGUUCCUUCGACGAUGAGCUUCGGAUCUCCGAUAACCUUAGAAACAGAAAUACGAUGGCUAGCAGUUCUUUCGGAAUCAGCAACGCAGAGAUCGAUAACGAUGUCUCGAUAUAUCGUUCGGAUUUUAAUCGACCGUCCUUUCGAAAUCCAUUCGACGAUAUCAAUCACCUAACUUUUGAAUCGAACUCGGACAACAAUUUUCGUCCAUAUAAACCUCUCACUGUCCACAACGGGCUCUUCGAAGUUUUCUCAAGACCUAUCUUCGUCUACGACGAAGCGUCAAAAACCAAAUCUCCGACAGAUUUCAAGUUCUGGAUCGAUCACGUUCCGAUGAAAGAUCGAAACACAUUUAUAAAGCACCGAUAUCAGAAUGAAAAAGGAUAUUUCAAUCAUCUCCAUAAAGAUCAUUGGAUCAUCGCAGGACCGAAGCAAAAUGAAUUAGGAAGUUACGAAACCAAUCAAAUACCACGUCCGAUUAAUUCUUACAAUUUCGAGACUGGCGGGGUCAAAAGUUCGACCGGAAGAUUCAAGGACACUUCCGAUAUCCAGAAUCUAGGAUCGCCGUUGAUUUUUCGCGAUUUUGGGUCAAGGAUCACUGAUAAAUCGUGCUACAGAAGACUGCUGUCCGGCAAGAAGAGCUUGGACCUGCACGUCAGACGCAUCGUCGAGUGCGACAACAUCGAGGGUUGUCAUCGCGCUUGUGACUAUGAGAAGUUUUUCGUUUGCGAGGGUUUUAAUUAUAGACGCAUGUCACAUGGGAUGAGAGGAAUGUGCGAGAUGACAUCGGUGCCUUAUUCUCGCAUGGAUCUCCAUCGAGACUUUGUAUCGGAUCCUCAAUGUGAUUAUUACGAGAGGGAUCCGAAUUGCGUGGCAAACGCGCCCGGAACACGACCAUCUUAUUGGAAUCAACCUAGACCUAGUCAAUCUUAUGGUCCUCCUAAUGAAAAACCAGAUACGAGACCCUACGCCCCGGAUCAACGUCCCCCCGAGGAAGUGCCGCGACCUCUGAAUUACGAUCGACGACCCUUAAAAGAAAUUCCGCGACCCUUGGAUUACGAUCGACGUCCUUCAAAUGAAAUUCCGCGACCGUUCGAUUAUGGAGAUCACAAUCGAUGGGCACCGCCAAAGAGCUAUGGGCAUCCUUAUCGCGGACAUUAUGAUGAUACGUUCGAUCGGAGAAGUUAUCCCAAUAAUCAAGAUCAGACUGGAUAUUCAGGAACGAGAUCGGAAGAUUCAUACGGUUACGGCAGUCGAUAUCCACCUAGACGACCUGUUGACGACGAUUUUUAUAACAGAAAUCUACCACGGUAUCCGAAAUAUCCGAAUAGACGAAUCGAGCAUGGAUCCACUCAUGACAUAGGUACAAACGAAAUUGGACCGUACUUGCCGGACCAUCGAAAGGAUCCGAGUCGCGAUUGGGAUACUUAUGGCACUGUUUACGGUGGUUCUUACGGCUACGACACAAAUUAUGUGGGAAAGGUUGACGUACCGAAAUAUUAUCCGAAACUCCCGCCACCACCGCCGCCAUCUCGUCCUUAUGAGAACGAUCACUUUUACGGCGAUUUUUACAAUUACGGCGGUGCAUUUGGAUACGGCGAUAGUUACAUACCGGCCAAUCAAGAUCCGCUUUAUGGUGAUACUGGAAAAAUCAAAGAGUGCUCUGUUCGAGCCGGCGCAGGAUUCAAACUUAGCAGAGGAGUCGUUCGAAAAACUUAUCUGACGGCGAAUUUAGAUCAGUGCGAGAGUUUGUGCAUUAACGAGAAGAGUUACAUAUGUAUGACCUUCAGUUAUAGAUACAAUGUAGCACCUACGGAUCCUACGGACAAUUGUCUCCUUAGCGACGUUUCGUAUAAAGAUCUGAAUUUUUACGUCGAUCUCGAACCAGAUCGUGAUUAUGAUAUUUACGCCAUGAUUACCAAUUCAAGAACCUGCGGCACAAAAAGAGAGCCGAGUCCACAUCCUCCGGAUGAAUGUUUUUGGAGAGUCAGAAGCGGAUUCGGAAUGCCGACGGAUGUCAUUAGGAAAUCGAUAGCAGUCAACAAUCUAGGGGAAUGUCAAGCGUCAUGCACGGUAGCGCAAGAUUUCACAUGCAGAAGCUUCGCGUUCAAAUACGGAUUAGAACAAGAUCGAUCCGAUGUUUCAACUAAUUGUUAUCUAAGUGAUUGGCCAUCGCAGGACAUCAAUCCUGCCCAUAUGCCGGAUAUGGAUGGUGCGGAAUUGUAUGAAAAAGGCAGUUUUGGCAGAGGAUGCGAACCAUACGCCGUACCAUUUUUCAAUACAGAACAAUUCAAUAGCAAGCAAUCUCCGCAAGGCGCAGAUGAAGUAUGUUAUUCCGGAUAUAACAAGCCAUGCAAAUUGACACCUUACGCCAUACUUCUGGCAACGUACGUAAACUCGGAACAAGAUUGUCGACAGAAAUGUUCGAGGAUGAGAGAAACUGAUUCUAUUCCUUGCAUGUCUUAUAGUUACAAGCUCACUACGCAUGGCACAGAAGAGAAUUGUUUACUUAGUGACGUACCUAUAAGAGACUUGCGACCGGGUCUAGAUUACAUCUAUGACAAAAAUCACGUCCUUUUCACAUGGAAAGAUCUCGAUCCUUAUUGCGUGAUCACUGGCUCUUCUGCCGAUGACGAUCAUGUGUUUGGUGGACAAAGCCCGUUAAGACCUUUGAGCCCUUCGCGACCCAAUAUUAGUCCAGGAUCUGGUUAUCCAAACAUGAGGCCCGAUGUGUAUCCUGCUAUGUAUCCAGACGCUAGACCUUUAUUAAAACCAGGCGGUCAUCAUCACGCCGUAAUACCAUUCGAUCCUGAUAAACCUGAUCCUAUCAGACCGCUUCGUCCUAGUAGUAGUUAUGGUGACAAGUUUGGAUACGGUAUUCGUCCUGGUGGACCUCUUUAUCCGGAUGAAUUUUCGACUUUCCGCUAUUACACGGUAAACGGUUACCCAUGUAAGAAGGGUACAAAAUGCGAGAAAAACAAAAUUGCCGGAUUCUGGAGCUGUGAGCCCGAAGGAGACGAAUAUGGUAGCUGGGAUUAUUGUUGUGCACCAACGCAUCGUUGUGGCUACUCGCAAGGAUAUCAAUAUCUAUGGUGUUAUGUGGGAUCGUCAGAAGACCAAUGGCGGCCUUGCAGCGAGAAAUAUUACCCCUAUCUCCCAAGUCCGCGACCGAUUCGUCCAAUGAUCGAAGGCGACGAUCGCCACGAUCGUCCCGAUUAUCACCAUAGUCGUCCCGAUUAUCAUCAUAAUCGCCCAGAUUAUCGACACGAUCCUGGUUACAGCAGGCAUUGGCCAAUCACAUAUCUGCACGGGGAACCUCCGCCGAAUUGUACGGAUUCGCUCGCGUCCGCUGAUAACAGCGAAAAUCGUCGUUUGAACGAGACAAUUCCGACCACGAUCGUAAUGCCCAGUAACAGCACGAUCAAUACUAUAAAUAACGGGAAUAGUACGAUUGCCAACAGAAUACGCCGUCGACGGCUACGAGUGCGUACAAUCGUCAACGAUCACCACACACCCUUCUCGAAAAAAAUCGAUGCCCAGAUCAUAGCAAACGAAACAAUGCAAAAUCGUGUAAAUCAAACGAGUCGCGAGCGCGCUGCAAAAAUCGAAAGAGUUUCCAAACCAAUAAACACCAUCGCGCCAUCUGCGGCGACGAAUGCAAAUUAUGGCGCGCAAUUUAAAAACGCGAAAAGCGAUGACGGAAUGAUCCAAGUACCUGUGAUCACGCCAAAUAAUUCACUGCCAGCGAAUGGGGCCUAGAUAUUCACGGUGAUCUCGAAUAUUUUAUGGUUCCAUCGUCAAAAAAACGAUAUAUUUAAAUUAUUAACGUUGUUACUAUGUUAUUCAAAAUUUGAAGAUCGUGCGAAAUUAAUCGUAAGAGAUUUUUCAGAAGAAUGUGUGUUUCCUCUUCGAAGAAGAUAUAUUGUAAUUUCUAUUUAUAUUUUAUAAUCUUGUAAUAAAUUACGAUUGUU